AUGACGAGCAAGACAACCAGCAAAGAUGUGGAUACUCAAUCCACGCCUCAGCAAAGAUCAUCCACCACUCCCUUGGAUUUGACCCGCAUGUUUGCUCUCAUCAUCGGGAUAUCUAAGUAUCCAAACACAGGGAGCCUGCGAAAUUUACCCGGUGUCGAUACCGAUAUAUCCUCCAUGAAGGAUUUUUUGGCCAUGUCAAGGGUGUCCAAAAUACUACAGAACGAGAAAGCGACAGCGUCCGGAAUCAGCGAUGCUCUCAGAGCUAUUAUCAACGACAAGAACAUCGGGAGGGAAGACCCCAUCCUCAUAUACUUUGCUGGACAUGGAGUGAAGGUCAACUUGACGAGCGAAGAUAAAGCUAUGUCAACUACUCGCAUGCUUUGCCCAUACGACUUCGUUCAACAGACGCGUAGCGCGCCUAGUAGUAAUGGGAUCUCGGACGCUGCCCUGUCCAAUUUUCUCGCCGAUAUCUCUUCCCAGAAGGGAAACAACAUUACAGUUAUAUUGGAUUGUUGUUACUCCGGACAUGCAAUACAGGGCGCUGCUGAGGUCGGUCAUAAACGAAAUCCAUCCGCGGUGGCCCAGAGGCGUAGCUCGAAGCGAACACUCGAUGACGAACUGGAGUCAAUUUUUGAACAUUUGGGUGUAUCCUCCCACGUCCUGCUCGCUGGUUGCGGUAUGGAGGAAGUUGGUCUCGAAAAGCCAGAGGGAGGUGCCUACACGAAUGCCUUGAUAAAGAUUCUCAGGUCCAGCCAGGCGAGCAUGCUCACGUACAGGGAAUUGAUUGAGAGUCUCGACUCGGUUCUUCUGAACAACCAGAACCCACAGUGUAUUGGCAUAAAUCAGAACAGACGUAUAUUUUCCAUGAAAACCAGUCGUCACAAACAUUAUUUUUACAAGGCCACUAAUAAGGGCAAGAGUGGAAAUGGCCAGGACACGGUUUAUAAACUUAAUGCCGGGAAAGCUUCUGGAAUUACCAAACAGUCAACAUUCGACAUCCAUGGAACGAAAGACCGGAGCUCUCCAGCUCUGGGCAAGUUCAUCGUCCAGACUCUCAACAAUUAUACCACCUUUCUGCUCCUUCAAGGCGUAUCUGGUAACAAGAACAACUUUCCCUCCGAGGCCUAUGCCUUCAGUACUUGCACAAACAGGGCCUUCAAACUAUUCAUCCCGAAGGAACUUUCCUAUAUUCUGAAAAAAAUCAAUACCCUUGGAAAACGCAACAAUAUCCCGAUCGCCAUCAUCAGUUCCCCCGCUGAUAAAUGCAACCUUUCAUUGAAACUUGGGAAAAAGAAGGAGGUCGAGGUCAAACCCCAUCACAGCGAAUUCACGAAAGAGAUUUCCUCCCAUACUGUCCAAUACGAAGAGCGCAAGCCCCUAGCAUCUCGUAGCCCCCUUCGCACUGUACUAGAUGGCGCUGCCGAUUUCUACUCGUACCUCAAUCUCACCCCGGACGAUCACAACCUUUUUGGAGGAUCGACAAAGAACGUUCGUUUACACUGUUAUGAAUUAAAGGAGUACGACGAAGGUAGAUAUACCAUGGAGAAGAAGGACGGAGCUAAGGACCUCAUCAAAGGCGGUCAAUUGCAUCUGGACAGAGAUGAAAUCGGCCCCUUGGGAUUCGAGAUCGUCAACAACACCAGGGAAAGUCUCUAUGUGGCGUUAUUUUACUUCGAUUUGGGUGACCUGAGUAUCACGUCCUACUACGAGCCAGGGACUGCAAAGAAUGGCGCAGCCGACAUUUCCAUUCCUAAAGAGGGAAGACUCACGAUCGGGUACGGGUCUAGUGGUUGGAGACCGCGCGCUUUUAGCUUACGGGAUGAUCACGACGUUGCUGUUGGAGUUUUGAAGCUCUUUGUUUCAACCGAAUGGGUCGACUUUUCCGACAUCGCACAAACAUCACCAUUCGAGGGUUACAAACGCACCGGAAAUCAUGAUCAGAUUUACCCACGAGAAAACUCCCCCUGGGACUCACUUUGCGUUUCUGUCGUGCAAAAGGGUGCGAAGACGUCCGGGAACGAUGGGCAUCGCAAUGAAACAGGCGCUCCCCAAACGAAGCGAACGAAAACAGAGAAAGAUCCGGUGACAUCCCCUGCUAGACCCAAGAAAUGA
Stereum hirsutum FP-91666 SS1 is the source of this 2112-nucleotide messenger RNA. RefSeq lists its product as uncharacterized. The transcript has 8 exons. Bases 1 to 2112 code for a protein of 703 amino acids. Gene Ontology annotation, biological process: proteolysis. Gene Ontology annotation, molecular function: cysteine-type endopeptidase activity. Lineage: Eukaryota; Fungi; Basidiomycota; Agaricomycetes; Russulales; Stereaceae. The record is from RefSeq and is a predicted model, not a curated record.